Triticum aestivum (bread wheat) is the source of this 2307-nucleotide messenger RNA. RefSeq names its product nuclear intron maturase 1, mitochondrial. NCBI's taxonomy places the organism in Eukaryota, Viridiplantae, Streptophyta, Magnoliopsida, Poales, Poaceae. The record is from RefSeq and is a predicted model, not a curated record. Gene Ontology annotation, biological process: mRNA processing.
CCGAGUGUGUGUAGUCACAGUCACCGCCCACCACCUGUUCGAACAAAAACCUCCCCUCCGAUGCCGCCGCCGCGCGCAGCGCUUCGCCGUCUUCUCCCCACCGCCGGCAUCCAACCUAUCCGGCGCCGCCCCGCGCCGCCUCCACCAGCCGACCGGAGCCCCCUACCCGACCCCUACGCUCUCCUCGUCCACGACCCCAUCGACCUCCUCUCCUCGCUGUGGCGCCGCGCCUUCGCGCACCCGCCCGGCGCCUCCACCCACCUCCUCCUCCGCUCCCCCGCCGACGCCCCCUCCACCGUCCCCGUCUCCCGCCGCAAGCUCACUGCCCGCCUAGCCAACGCCCCGCCCCCCUUCCAGGACCACGUCGUCCAGGAGCUCCUCCUCCUGCUCCUCGAACCCGUCUUCGAGCCCCGGUUCUCCCCCAAGUCCCACGCCUUCCGCCCUGGACGCGGGCCCCACACUGCCAUCCGCUCCGUUCGCUCCGGCUUUGCCGGCUACCUCUGGUUCAUCACUGCAGACCUCACAACCGUGGUCGACGCCUUAUCGUCAGACACCAUUCUGUCCUGUGUGGAGAAGGCCGUCUCUGAUCGCAAGGUGCUGUCUUUGCUCAAGUCGGCGCUCAACGCCCCAGUCCGGCCCGGGUCUGUGCCUCCAAGGGAGAAGGAUCUCGAUGGGCUAAGCAAGAAGAGGCUGAAAAGGAAGGUGCUCAGGAAGAGCAGGAAGAAGAAGGUGCUUAAUGAGGAUGAGCCAAAGCCAGACCCAUAUUGGCUGAGACUGUUCUUUGGGUUCGCUCCAGAACAGGCGUGUCACGUGCCGGAAUAUGGGCAUUGCGGGAUAAUUAGUCCAUUGCUCGCCAAUGUGUGCCUUAAUGAGUUGGAUUGGUGGAUGGAGGAGAGGAUUAACGAGUACUUCCGCCCGUCAAGGCAUGAUUCGAUAUGGAAGGAGGCGGGCGAUGAGGGAUGUCAUAAUCCAUCUUGGCCUGAGUUUGUUCCGUCAAGUGGGAGGGAGAAGACCAGGAAGAUGGAUUUCCUUAGAUUUGGCUCUCAUGUCUUGAUUGGGGUCCGGGGGCCGAGGGAGGAUGCGGUUGAGAUAAGGAGGCAACUGAUGGAGUUUUGUGAGAGAACAUUUGGUUUGAGGCCAGAGAAUUCGUCGGUGGAGAUUGAGCACAUCACAAGGGGGAUUGAAUUCUUGGAUCAUGUCAUUGCCCGCCGGGUCAUCUACCCGACCUUGCGAUACACCGCCAGUGGAGGGAACAUUGUGAGUGAGAAAGGUAUUGGAACAUUGUUAUCUGUCACAGCAAGCUUGCAGAGGUGCAUAAGGCAUUUCAGAAAGCUUGAGCUUGUAAAGGGGGACAGGGAUCCUGAGCCAUUACCGUGUUCACCAAUGCUCUACUCUGGGCAGGCACACACUAAUUCUCAAAUGAACAAAUUUCUUGAGACCAUGGCUGAUUGGUAUAGGUAUGCGGACAACCGGAAGAAGAUUGUAGGGUUCUGCGCAUAUGUUAUACGGAGCUCUUUGGCAAAGCUUUAUGCGGCAAGGUAUAGACUAAAAUCCCGUGCUAAGGUUUACAAGAUUGCAUCCCGUGAUCUCAGCCGCCCGUUGAGGGAGAGCACAAACAAUGAUGCACCAGAAUACUCUGAUCUCUUGAGGAUGGGAGUUGUUGAUAUUAUUGAGGGUGUACAAUUUGCACGCAUGUCAUCAAUUCCAUCAUGUGAUUAUACAACUUUCCCUAGAAACUGGGUACCUCACCACGAGCUUGUAUUGCAUGAGUAUAUCAAACUGCAAGAUCCAAAGUUCUUCUGCGAACUUCACAAGACAAUCAAACGACGGGAGAUAAGUUCACCACAGGAUGACGUAUCGAAGAUGGUGUGGCAUUAUAAGGUUCAUGGUGUUUAUGAUAAUAACAGGGUCUCAAAGAAAUUAAAUGAAUGGAGGAGUAAUGAUGAAGCUGUCAAUGGGGACACACAACUAUUGUUGGAUAAGUAGUCCUAGAUUCCAUAUCAUUUGUAGAGAUAAUGAUGGGUGAUAGAUCGAUUGCACACAAGCAGAUAUCCUGUUUUGAACAAAACACAGUUUUGGACAAAUAGUCCUAAUUGUGUGUGCAGAAUACUAAUGGUUGAUGUAUCAACGACCUACCAGCUAAAGACCAAGAAAUGUAUCAUUGGGCAAAUAUUUGGAUGUUCAAGAGUACAUGUUUGAACAUGUACUACAAUACUACACCUGAUCUCAAGGUAAACUAUGUGUUGUAACUUUGUGUGUUUGUCCUGACACCAUUAUGAGACAUAUUAUCCCAUUCUUUUUCUGUUU